AUGUUAUCAUUCACUCAAGUCGCCAAGUGCUUUGUGCCAAGGGUCAGUGUCCUCGGGGCUUUCCAUCGCAGCUUCGCUUCUUACGCGGGAUACAAGAACAUUUUGGUCGACGUUGAUGUCCAAAAAGGGACAGCCUUGGUGACGUUGAACCGUCCAAAGUCCCUCAACGCUCUAUGUGACGACCUCAUGAAGGAGCUGAGCUCUGCCACCAACGCGCUUGACAAAGAUGAUGCCAUCCAUGCUAUCGUCAUCACUGGAGCUGGAGAAAAAGCGUUCGCUGCUGGUGCUGAUAUCAAGGAGAUGAAUAGUCGACAAACUAUGGCUGAGGUUUACAAGCAGAACAUGCUCGCCUUUUGGCAGGAUCUAGCUAAUGUCAAAAAACCAGUUAUUGCAGCCGUGAACGGCUAUGCUUUGGGUGGAGGCUGCGAGCUCGCCAUGAUGUGUGAUAUUGCUCUUGCGAGUGAGAAGGCGGUAUUCGCACAACCGGAGGUCACAUUGGGUACUAUACCCGGUGCGGGUGGUAGUCAACGUUUAACUCGUGUGGUCGGGAAGAGUUUAGCUAUGGAACUUUGUUUAACUGGCAGACACAUGCCGGCAGAAGAAGCGCUUAGGAGAGGCCUCGUAUCGCAUGUCUAUGCUUCGGAGGAGCUCGUUCUCAAAGCGCUCGAGAUGGCCGAAAAAAUAGCCUCCUCCUCAGCUCCUGCUAUCGCGAUGACGAAGGAAGCAGUUAACCGCGCUUAUGAGACAACACUCGCUGAGGGACUGAGAUUCGAACGAAAUAUGUUCCACGCAACCUGGGCCUUGGAGGAUCGCAAAGAAGGCAUGACCGCUUUCGUUGAGAAACGCCAAGCACAGUGGAAGAAUCAGUGAUUGCCAGUUUC
Perkinsus marinus ATCC 50983 is the source of this 881-nucleotide messenger RNA. RefSeq lists its product as hypothetical. Gene Ontology annotation, cellular component: mitochondrion. Gene Ontology annotation, molecular function: enoyl-CoA hydratase activity. Gene Ontology annotation, biological process: fatty acid beta-oxidation. The record is from RefSeq and is a predicted model, not a curated record. Bases 1 to 870 code for a protein of 289 amino acids. Lineage: Eukaryota; Perkinsozoa; Perkinsida; Perkinsidae. The transcript is spliced from 5 exons.